ACGCCGGUGUUUUGCAGCCCCGGGCAGCCCGGCAGUCCAGCCCGGCCCGGGUCAUGGUGCUGGGCCGCGGACUGCUCGGCCGCCGCAGCCUUGCCGCGCUGGGAGCCGCCUGCGUCCGCCGAGGCCUGGGUCCAGCCCUGCUGGGAGUUCUCUUCCACCACACAGAUUUGCGGAAGAAUCUGACCGUGGACGAGGGCACCAUGAAGGUGGAGGUGCUGCCUGCCCUGACCGACAACUACAUGUACCUGGUCAUCGAUGAUGAGACCAAGGAGGCUGCCAUCGUGGACCCGGUGCAGCCCCAGAAGGUCGUGGACGCGGCGAGAAAGCACGGGGUGAAACUGACCACAGUGCUCACCACCCACCACCACUGGGACCAUGCUGGCGGGAAUGAGAAACUGGUCAAGCUGGAGUCGGGACUGAAGGUGUACGGGGGUGAUGACCGUAUCGGGGCCCUGACGCACAAAAUCACUCACCUGUCCACGCUGCAGGUGGGGUCUCUCAACGUCAAGUGCCUGGCGACACCGUGCCACACUUCAGGACACAUCUGUUACUUCGUGAGCAAGCCCGGAGGCUCGGAGCCCCCUGCUGUGUUCACAGGUGACACCUUGUUUGUGGCUGGCUGCGGGAAGUUCUAUGAAGGGACUGCGGAUGAGAUGUGUAAAGCUCUGCUGGAGGUCUUGGGCCGGCUCCCCCCGGACACAAGAGUCUACUGUGGCCACGAGUACACCAUCAACAACCUCAAGUUUGCGCGCCACGUGGAGCCCGGCAAUGCCGCCAUCCAGGAGAAGCUGGCCUGGGCCAAAGUGAGUGGGGCCGUCACUGCACAGUGCCUUCCUGUGGGUUGCUCAGGGCCGCUGUGCACAGCGGGGUCGCCAGAGUGGGUAGACACUCACACCUCCGAGCCCAGAGAGCAGGCCUGGGAUUCAGGCCAGUGUGGCCCAGCUCGCCCUGCACGGCGAACCCAGGGGUUCUAUCGAGAUCCCUCUGCCUCGGAGGGUCUGGAGUAGGCCUCAGAUGCUGCGUGUCUAAAAGUGCCCAGCCUGUUCCCACAUUCUGAGCAGUAGCGUCAGGCUGGCACCACGUGGCUCUGCUGGCUCUCCAGGCCACAGAACGUGGCUCUGUGUCCAAAGGACUCUCAUCUCCACCAUGGCCUCCCAAAGUGCUGGGAUUAUAGGCGUGAGCCACCACGCCUGGCUGAGAUAUAUAUUUAAAAGAUGUUUUUCUCUCCCAGCUCAUGGCCUGCCUUUUCAUUUUCUUAACAUUGUCUUCUUUCUGGAAAAUAGUUUAUAGUUUUGGUGAAGUUCCAUUUACUUAUUUUUUGUUUGUUUCUUUUUUUUUCUUUUUUUGAGAUGGAGUUUCACUCUUGUUGCCCAGACUGGAGUGCAGUGGUGCGAUCUCAGCUCACCGCAACCUCCACCUCCCAGGUUCAAGUGAUUCUCCUGCCUCAGCCUCCCGAGUAGCUGGGAUUACAGGCAUGCACCACCACGCCCAGCUAAUUUUGUAUUUUUAGUAGAGAUGGGGUUUCUCCAUGUUGAUCAGGCUGGACUGGAACUCCUGACCUCAGGUGAUCCGCCCACCUUGGGCUCCCAGAGUGCUGGGAUUACAGAUGUGAGCCACUGCACCUGGCCUACUCAUUUUUUCUUUUAUGUUUCUUGUGCCCUUUCUAAGAUAUCUUUGCAUACCCCUAGCUCACAAAGACUCUCCUGUGUUUCUUCCUAGAAGUUUUAAAGUCUUAGCUUUUAUAUUUACAAACAAUUUACAGCGUUCCCUUUCAAGAUGGUGUUUGUGUGUGGUGCGAGGUGAGGGUGGAGGUUCACCCUCUCGCAGUGUGAUCCCGACGUGUUCAGUGCUGUCUGUCGAAGGACUGUCCUUUCCUCCCUGGAUUGCCUUGGCACCUUUCUGAAAAGAAUGGACCCUCUAUGCCCGAGUCUGCUUCUGGUCUCUGCUCUGUUUCGUUGGUCUCUAUGACUUGCCAUGGUGUCCAAGGACAGCACCUUGAUGACUGUAGCUCUAUGCUGAGUCUUGGCAUCAGUAUGUGUAAAUCCUCCAAUGUUCUUUUCCAAAAUGGUUUUAGUUGUUUUAAGCCUUUUGCAUUUCCGUUUUUAGAAUCAUCUUGUGAACUUCUACCAGAAAAGCUAGCUUGGCUUCUGAUUGGGACUGUUGUGAUAACUGAUGUGGAGAGAAUUGCGAUCUUAACAUGGAGUGUUUCUGUGAGCUUUCCAUCUAUUAAAGUCUUUAGCUUUU
Molecule: messenger RNA, 2244 nt
Organism: Pongo pygmaeus (Bornean orangutan)
Lineage: Eukaryota; Metazoa; Chordata; Mammalia; Primates; Hominidae
Gene: HAGH
Product: hydroxyacylglutathione hydrolase
Exons: 7
Coding region: 54-1007 (317 amino acids)
Biological process (GO): glutathione metabolic process
Cellular component (GO): mitochondrion
Molecular function (GO): hydroxyacylglutathione hydrolase activity
Source: RefSeq, a predicted model, not a curated record